Molecule: messenger RNA, 1420 nt
Organism: Drosophila grimshawi
Lineage: Eukaryota; Metazoa; Arthropoda; Insecta; Diptera; Drosophilidae
Gene: dpr11
Product: hemicentin-2
Exons: 7
Coding region: 218-1291 (357 amino acids)
Biological process (GO): synapse organization
Cellular component (GO): neuron projection membrane
Source: RefSeq, a predicted model, not a curated record
UCUUUGGCGUACAAAUAUUUAUUGCGUAUACGCCACGUGUGGCCGUAGUCAGCAAAAAACGAUUUUUUCUGGCUAGGUGUUAAAUGCGUUUACAUAUCAGUGGCGCGGCGGUUGCCGCCUCCUUCAGUGCAACUAUAGAAUAGAAGUGAAAGUGCCGAGAUUCGCAUUAUUUCUGCGUAGGUGAACAUUUAUCACUGCUCUGUGGGAGGAGCACAGCAUGCGCUUGUGGAAAAAUCGAUCCAAAAUGCGAAUAGCCACAAUUGGCAUGGUGCCCACCACCACCACCAGCAGCUACCCCACCACAGCCAGCUUCAGCGCACCACUUCGCAUAACGCAGCUGGCACAGUUACUUAUCGGCGGUAUUCUCUACACAGCAAUUGCAUCUCAUCCACAGACAAGAGCAGCUGCCACCGCAACAGCCACCGUCGCCGCCAGUUUUGAUGCGAGUAAUGUGGAUACAUCUUCGUCGGCGGCUGCUAGUUUUCUGGGAGCGGCUCAAGUGUCGUCCUUGCUGCCAGAGGUUGGCGCCCUGAUGGCCACUGGUGUCCUUGUUGAGCCCUAUCUGGACGGCUAUGCCACAUCGAAUGUUACCACACAGAUUGGCACCCACGCGUAUCUGCCUUGUCGGGUAAAGCAGCUUGGCAACAAAUCCGUUUCCUGGAUUCGUCUACGUGAUGGCCACAUACUCACAGUUGACAGAGCUGUCUUCAUUGCGGAUCAGCGCUUUCUGGCACUCAAACAGCCAGACAAAUACUGGACACUGCAAAUCAAAUAUGUGCAGGCGCGGGAUGCUGGCACCUACGAGUGUCAGGUCUCCACGGAGCCCAAAGUCAGCGCGCGCGUGCAGCUGCAAGUUGUUGUUCCUCGCACGGAGAUACUUGGCGAACCGGAUCGCUAUGUCAAAGCUGGCAGCAAUGUCGUCCUGCGCUGCAUUGUGCGUGGCGCCUUGGAGCCGCCAACAUUCAUCAUGUGGUAUCACGGUGCCGAGCAGCUGGCCGCUGAUUCUCGUCGCCAUCGCACGCAAUUGGAUCCGAAUUUGCCAGAGGCCAGCGGUGAGGGCCAGAGCACGAUUGGCUCAUUAAUCAUCGAGUCGGCCAAGAAGCGUGAUACUGGCAAUUACACUUGUAGUCCGUCAAAUAGUCCCAGUGCGACGGUAACGCUCAACAUUAUAAAUGGCGAAUCAUCGGCCUCGGCGGUGACGUCAUCAGCGCCUAUUACACGGGCAUACACUUUCAGCAUUCUGGCAUUGUUAAUCAGUGUUAUACUCAUUGGGGUUAAGCAACGCACAUGACAAGUUGAGGCUGCAGUCAUGAAUAUGAUUUAAGCUAAGGAAUAUUAGGAAAUGAGGAAACGCUGUUGAAGCACAGCAGCCAUUGGCUUAAGUAAUAUACAAAUAUGCAGCCAAAAUUAUAAAUAUACA